GUAAAGAAAAGAAACCGAGAAAAAGAAUAAGAAAACGAAUAUCUUCUCCUCCUCUGUUUCUUGCAGUUCUUGAGAUUUGUACUUCAGAAACUUCACUCAUUACUCACUAGAAGUGUUUUUAGAGAUGGAUUUGUUACCAGUAGAGAAUACACCGUUGAAAAAACAGGGAUUCCGGUCAUUAAAACUAGUUAAUAUAAACAUGGAUGAAGUUUUUGAUACAAAACCAUAUGGUGUUGAUUAUGGGGUGCUUGAUAAUGGUUUAUCUUACUAUGUUCGGUCUAAUUCCAAACCUAAGAUGAGAGCUGCUCUUGCCCUUGCUGUUAAAGUUGGAUCAGUUGUGGAAGAGGAGGAUGAGCGUGGAGUUGCUCAUAUAGUCGAGCAUCUUGCUUUCAGUGCAACAACGAAAUACACAAAUCAUGAUAUUGUUAAGUUUCUAGAAAGUGUUGGGGCAGAGUUUGGUGCAUGUCAGAAUGCUACAACGUCGGCAGAUGAAACGAUAUAUGAAUUGCUUGUACCUGUCGACAAGCCUGAACUCUUAUCACAAGCUAUAUCAGUCCUAGCAGAGUUCAGUUCUGAGGUUCGAGUUUCAACAGAAGAUUUGGAAAAAGAAAGAGGUGCUGUUAUGGAAGAAUAUAGAGGAACUCGUAAUGCCAAUGGUCGGAUGCAAGAUGCACACUGGAAAUUGAUGAUGGAAGGAUCAAAGUAUGCAGAGCGCCUACCUAUUGGGUUAGAAAAGGUGAUACGAACUGUAUCCUCUGAAACUGUCAAGAGAUUCUAUGAAAAAUGGUAUCACUUACAUAACAUGGCAGUGAUAGCUGUUGGUGACUUCUCCGAUACACAGAGUGUGGUUGAUUUAAUAAAGAUGCAUUUUGGCUCCAAAGUAUCGCCAUCUGCUCCUCCUUUUAUACCAGAUUUCCCUGUCCCGUCCCAUGAGGAGCCUCGGUUUUCAUGUUUUGUCGAAUCUGAAGCUGGUGGUUCUGCAGUUAUGAUCAGCUGUAAGAUGUCAGUAGGUGAAUUGAAGACCGUGAAGGACUACAGGGACUCACUAGCAGAAUCAAUGUUUCAUUAUGCCCUUAACCAAAGGUUUUUUAAGAUAUCUCGUAGGAAAGACCCACCAUAUUUCUCCUGCUCCUCUUCUGCAGACGUGCUGGCACGUCCUGUAAAAACUUAUAUAAUGACUGCAACUUGUAAAGAGAAAGGAACUAUUGACGCUCUGGAGUCAAUGCUCACGGAGGUUGGCAGGAUCCGGCUUCAUGGAUUUUCAGAGCGGGAAGUAUCAACUGUUCGAGCAUUAUUGAUGUCGGAGAUUGAAUCUGCUUAUUUGGAGCGUGAUCAAAUGCAGUCAACUAGCCUGCGAGAUGAAUAUCUGCAACAUUUCCUCCAUGGUGAACCUGUUGUUGGGAUCGAGUAUGAGGCGAAACUGCAGAAGAGUCUCUUACCUCAAAUUUCGGCUGUGGAAAUAUCGAAGUUUGCUGAGAAAUUUCGAUCGUCAUGCGGCUGCGUUAUUAAGACAGUUGAACCUCGUCUUCAUGCAACAAAAGAUUAUCUGAAAAGCUCUGUUUCAAAGGUCAAUUCUCUCGAGGAACAAAGAAGCAUUUCUCCUUGGGAUGAUGAACACAUUCCGGAAGAGAUUGUCAGCACAAGGCCAACUCCAGGGAGCAUUGUGGAGCAGACUGAAUGUCCAAGUAUUGGGACCACGGAAUUACUCUUAUCAAAUGGAAUGAGAGUUUGCUACAAGUGCACAGACCACCUUGAUGACCAGGUUCUGUUCACUGGGUUCACAUACGGGGGUCUCUCUGAAUUGCCAGAAAGUGAGUACUCUGCGUGUUCCAUGGGCUCAACUAUUGCAGGGGAGAUUGGUGUAUUUGGUUACAAACCAUCUGUCCUCAUGGAUAUGCUGGCUGGAAAGAGAGCUGAAGUUAGUACCAGGAUCAGUGCCUACAUGAGGUCGUUUUCUGGUGACUGCUCACCUUCUGACCUUGAAACUGCCCUGCAGCUUGUCUAUCAACUUUUUACAACAAGUGUGGUACCAGGUGAUGAAGAGGUACAACUAGUUAUGGAAAUGGCUAAGGAAUCGAUUCAUGCUCAAGAAAGGGACCCUUACACUGUGUUUGCAAACCGUGUCCGGGAACUUAAUUAUGGGAACUCCUACUUUUUCAGGCCGAUCAAAGUUAGUGACCUUCAAAAGGUUGAUCCUAGAAAAGCUUGUGAAUAUUUCAGUAGCUGCUUCAAAGAUCCAUCAACCUUUACCGUUGUGAUUGUUGGAAAUCUGGAUCCUGCUAGUGCACAUCCUCUAAUUUUACAAUACUUGGGUGGUAUACAGAAACCCACUGAACCAGUCUUACAUUUCAACCGAGAUGACUUGAGCGGCUUGCCUUUCACUUUCCCGGAAACCAUUAUUAGGGAAAUAGUUCGAAGCCCUAUGGUGGAGGCACAAUGUUCAGUCCAGAUAGCAUUUCCAGUUGUGUUAAAGAAUGGCUCAAUUAUGAGAGAGAUUCACUUUGUUGGAUUCCUAAGCAAACUUCUGGAAACUAAAAUCAUGCAAGUUCUUCGCUUCAAGCAUGGACAGAUUUACUCAGUGGGUGUUUCUGUAUUUCUUGGUGGUAACAAGCCGUCAAGAACUGGGGACGUGCGUGGUGAUAUCAGUGUUAACUUUUCUUGUGAUCCUGAUAUCUCAUUAAAACUGGUUGACCUCGUUUUGGAUGAAAUAUCACGUCUUCAGGAAGAAGGCCCAUCAGAUCAAGAUGUUCUGACUAUCCUUGAAAUCGAGCAACGUGCCCAUGAAAACGGGUUGCAGGAAAACUACUAUUGGCUGGAUAGGAUUCUUCGAAGCUACCAAUCGCGAGUCUAUUUUGGUGAUCUUAGUGUUUCUUUCAAGACUCAAGAUGAUGGACGAGAUGAAGUCAGAGGAUCUUUAAAACCAUUAACAGCACAAUUAUCUUUACAACGCAUACUGCCUUUCCCCUGCAGAAAGCAGUACAGUGUAGUGAUUCUUAUGCCCCAAGCCUCACGCUUAAGGCGGCUUAAAUCUUUAUACCGGUCUACAAUAAACAAGUGUAGCACAAACGCAAAGGUUUUGGCAGCAGUUGCUGGUGUAACAGUUGUAGCCUUCACUUUGUGGAAACAUUCAAGAUUUACUCUCAGAUCUUAGGAAAGAUUAUCGUGAAACAUAUUGCAGAUAAUUGAAGAUUACAAACACAAGGAAAUUAGAGAGACAAAUCCCCAUGCGCAUAUCGACGAUGGAAAAUGGGCCGGUGUUUAUGCCGACAUUGCACUGUUGCAGAGUAGAGCAACAUGUUGCCGGGGAUCAUCUACUCUAUCGAAGUCAAAGCAGGUUGUGUAAAGGGUUUAAAUUUUACCACUUUGUAUUCUAGAUUUUGUGAUCUCUAAAACUGAGUGGUUCGAUCAUCUUGUAAUAUGAAAAUUUUUAGAAGUAACACAGUACAACAUUUACCUUAGAGAAAUUCUAAACGAUGUUGACAAAAAGAAAAUUAUAAGAAUAUAGUUAUUGAUGAUUGA
Papaver somniferum (opium poppy) is the source of this 3519-nucleotide messenger RNA. RefSeq names its product zinc protease PQQL-like. The record is from RefSeq and is a predicted model, not a curated record. The transcript has 21 exons. NCBI's taxonomy places the organism in Eukaryota, Viridiplantae, Streptophyta, Magnoliopsida, Ranunculales, Papaveraceae. The coding region runs from base 125 to 3151 and encodes 1008 amino acids. Gene Ontology annotation, biological process: proteolysis. Gene Ontology annotation, molecular function: metalloendopeptidase activity; metal ion binding.